AUGUCUGCUGCAUGCUUAAGUGAUCAAAUAGAAAAGAGAAACUCAAAAUUGGAAGAAAAAAAUCCUGUGUUUCGAGGAUAUAAGCCAGAUUUACCAACAGCAUACAUUUCCCCAAUGGUCGAGUCACGAAAACAACAUGGUCACAAUGAAGAUUGUAUUGAUUCCACUCAUGAUGCACAUAGUUACUCAAAUGUUGUGAAUUCAUGGGGAAAUGUGAACACUGGAAGCAAUCCUACAGUUCAAACAAAAGGUUUCUCAUCCCAGUUCAAGAGAAGGAACAUCUCCUCCUCUAAGGUGAAAAGCACAGAGGAGCAAGAACAAGAAAAGAUGCAACAGCUUCAGAAGAAAGGGGUAGAGCUGCAAAAAAAAAAUGACAAAAGCUUAAAAGCAGCUUUAACUGGGACAGGUGUUCCAUAUAUGCCAGUAGACAUUCAUUUUUAUACAGAUGCCCGAAUAAAGCAAAACAAAACUCAAUUGGAAACUGCAUACAAACAAGUAGAUUUCGCAGCAGAGCUCCGCAAGCAUCCUUUUUUGCCUGCACGAAUAGGAAAAGGCUGCACUAUUACAAAACCUUUUAAUCUUUCUUACUCGAGCAAGAGGAGACUAGAGGACAAUGAAUUUGUGCCCAUAGCUCAACAGAUCAAAGCCUUCCAAAACAGAGUACCAAUGCAAUUCCAUGUGAAGAGUAAACAUAACAAUGAAGAAGGUCCGUCACCUGUAAGGACAACAAAAUUAAGGAUGACUAACCCCAAAACUCCUAACCUGCUUGCCAUAAGGUGCAAUCGUCCAGUCACUUGCAAAAGCACUGCAGAGGCCGAGACGCUGGAAAAAAUUAAGCAGUUUAAAUGUAAAUCACGUGGUCAGAAAAUCCUAGAAGGUGGAUUACUUCCAAAGAAGCCUGCACCUAAACCAACACAGCAUGAGAAGCCAGCACUAGUGAAAGCAAAUCCUGUACCUCGUUUUGGAGUUCCUUUCAAGCCGAAACCCUUAGAAAAUAAACAAGUGGAAGUAUGCCCCUUCUCUUUUAAAUCAAGAGAGAAGGAAAAUAGAACCCUUAAAGAGAAACACCUAGAAGAACUACACAAGGAAGAGUUAAAAGAAGAGCAAAAACAGCAAGUGGAAGCUGUAGUCUUCAAGGCUCGUCCCAAUACAGUCACUCAUCAGGGGCCAUUUAUCCCAAAGGAGGAGAGCAGAGUACUAGAAGCUUCCAGAGGCUUUAAGCUCUUAACUGAAAAGCGUUCAAAAGAACGAGUGGAGUUUGCAAGGGCUUUGUCAGAGAAGGAGGUUGUAUGUGCAAGAAAUGAGCAGGAAGAGCGAGAGAAGGAAGGGAAUGCAAGGCUCCACCAAGAGCAGGUACACAAAGCUCAGCCAAUUCCAAAAUUUAUGAAGGUUGACAUGAAGCACAGCACCCAAGCUUCAACAGUUUCCAUUUCAACCAAGUUUUCCAAAAGGUUCCGCAUAUAAAUUUAUCAUUUUGUGCCACUUUUAGAAAGAUCUUUUGUUUUAUUAGAUUUUUUUGUACCGUUUCAUAAUUUAUCCUUUAUGUAUGGAACUUGAGUGUAGUUUAGACAU
Messenger RNA from Erpetoichthys calabaricus (reedfish), 1572 nucleotides. Its product is annotated as targeting protein for Xklp2-like. NCBI's taxonomy places the organism in Eukaryota, Metazoa, Chordata, Cladistia, Polypteriformes, Polypteridae. The transcript has 12 exons. The record is from RefSeq and is a predicted model, not a curated record. The coding region runs from base 1 to 1464 and encodes 487 amino acids.